AUGGCUGCUCAAACGCUUGAUUCCCUUCAAAUGAAAAAAAAAGAGAAUCAAUAUAUCGAAGUUUCAAAUAUUUCACAAGAUUCUCUUCCAAAUGAAGAACAGAUUCAAUACAUCGAACUAUCAAAUGUUUCACAGGUUAACCACAAUGAUACGAACAUAAACACCGCUAAAAAUGACAUUUUAAAAGAGCUUCGUGAAAUAAAAGAGCAAAUGCAGAAAAGUGAGGAGUCAAACAAAAAAAUUGUUACCAAGUUAACCGAGGAAAUAAUAUCGUUAAGGAAAGAAGUAACGCAAUUAAAAGCACGCGACUUGUUUGAAACAGACAGCUCACUAUUGCCAUCCUUGCCAUUUUGGGAAUUAACUACUUUAAAGGAUUUUGACGAAAAAUUGUUUUUGGACGACAAGAUGAGAGCUCAGUUGAAAUGCGUGGUACAAAAAAUUGGAGGAGAAGAAGUUCCUGUAUUCGUACGUUUAGCGUUAAAACAAAUUGAGUCGGAUGAGUUGGCAAUUAAUUUAACUUGGCGUGAGACAUCGGAGAAGCCAAGCAUACAAAACUUUGCAGUUUUUGCCAUCAUAAAAGGUUUAAAAUAGUAUAUGUUUGUAAUUAGCAAUGCUUAUAUAUAACUAAGAUUCAUUUUUUUAUUUUUCCCAGACACUCCAAGUUCCAAAAUUCGACAGAUUUUAAAAUUAAUGAAAUUGUCCAACAACAUUUCUUACACGCCAGGGAUAGAGUGCUCAAACGCAAACUUUCAAGUGAAAAUACACGCGGAAAUUUACGCCUCUGCAAUUAGUUCCUUAACUCGUAUACUUAACUAAAUAAUGUUAACAAAUUAUACUUAACUAUUUAAAAAUUUUAAACA
Messenger RNA from Rhagoletis zephyria (snowberry fruit fly), 860 nucleotides. RefSeq lists its product as uncharacterized. The record is from RefSeq and is a predicted model, not a curated record. Lineage: Eukaryota; Metazoa; Arthropoda; Insecta; Diptera; Tephritidae.